Suillus subaureus is the source of this 1340-nucleotide messenger RNA. RefSeq lists its product as uncharacterized. The transcript has 5 exons. The record is from RefSeq and is a predicted model, not a curated record. Gene Ontology annotation, molecular function: oxidoreductase activity, acting on NAD(P)H, oxygen as acceptor. Gene Ontology annotation, cellular component: intracellular anatomical structure. Bases 174 to 944 code for a protein of 256 amino acids. NCBI's taxonomy places the organism in Eukaryota, Fungi, Basidiomycota, Agaricomycetes, Boletales, Suillaceae.
UGCUCCUUAUGUCGGCAUCGCCCGACCGUCACAUCGGCACUAUAAACAGAUCAGACCUUGGUUCAGCCGUCACGACGUGCAUGGGAGCCCGAGGCGGCUCUCCUUGAUUCCAUCGAGUGCUCAUAUCCGAUAGGCUGCUCUGAAAGAUAAUCAGGCUCCUUGUCUUCUCCGUCAUGCCAAAUCCUGUCGUCGUCAUCACAGGCGCAUCCAGGGGUAUCGGUCUUGCAGUCACUCGUUCCUUACUCAAGGAGCACAACGCUCAUGUCGUUACUAUAUCACGGACUCGAACACCAGAGCUCAGCCAACUGAUUCAGGAACACGAGCAAUCAUUGCUGACUCUCGAGUGCGACAUCACAGACGAACCCGCGCUCAAAAGUGCCAUAACCCGCGGCAAAGACCACUUUGGACAGAUAGACGGCCUAAUCCUCAACGCUGCUACUCUAGAUCCCAUAGGGCGCAUCGACAAUGCCGAUAUCACCCUAGAUAUCUGGAAAAGCUAUUUCGACAUCAAUUUUUUCUCGCUCGUUACUGCUAUUAGGGCCUCUUUGCCUGGCUUGCGAGAAUCGAAGGGCAGGAUCAUUUUUAUAAGUUCAGGAGCGGCUACUGGAAACAUAUAUGGUUGGGGCACGUAUAAUGCGAGUAAAGCUGCUAUGAAUAGCCUGAGCAGAACGCUUGCGAACGAAGAACCUUCGAUCGUGUCAUUGGCACUUGCGCCUGGAAGAGUCAACACUCCGAUGCAGGCUGUACUACGGGAUGCGGGAGCGCAGCACAUGAAGGCGACCGAUUAUAAGAGUUUUGUCGAUGCCUACAAUGAAGGAACCCUAGUCAAUCCACACGACGUUGGAUAUGUCAUCGCUGCGCUCUCAUUACGCGCUCCUCUUUCGCUUACCGGGCAGUUUGUGAGGUGGGAUAACGAAGAGUGUAGAGAAUUCCGGAGGAAAUGACCUGGUAAUAUAUUAGGUCGUGUCUAUGUGCGCCGUUCAUGUACUCACAUGAUGUAUGUGAUACCCACCAAAGCAAGUGUGCAUAAACGGAUAUUAUAUAGUCUGCCGUCUCAUCGCAUCUGCUCAGAGCUACUUACUUACAAUAGUGCACCCAUAGUUCGGUUCUGAGCCUAGGGUCUCGUACUUGGUUUGACAGCGGUCCAAACUCGGCUGAUGCACACCCCGCGUCUUGUGCAAAUAUGGGAUGGUCACACCAAAGGGUUCCUUUGUACAAGUGACGAUAUAUUGAGGUCCAUCUGCGCGUGGCUAGAAAUGGACGCCGAGUGGACCAUCGCACUUGCAGGAAGCGAUACUGAGACUGUUUUACAGAACUUAUUAUAUCAUAGUGUCUGUAUC